AUGCUUGAGGAAUCAUCGCAUCGUCGUCGUCUUUUGUUCGGCAUACCGAAUAUUCCCACAUACGCUACGACAAGCGGCCUACCUGCGCAGCUACCGAGUUUACUACAGACAAAUAAUAAUUCAUAUGAGUCUUUAUCGGACUCUGAUCUUUCGACGGCAGAGAAAACUCUCACAGUCUUUGAUCUCGCGGCGGACAAAGCUCUCACAACACCGCCAAACUUUUUUUCUCAUCGUGCAAAGCGACCGAGAGAGGACUGCUGCUCUGGACUGGACUCUUUUAAGGACGAAAUGAUAAACACCAUAUCAGCACUGUUCUCAGCUCAAACAUCAGAACUAAAGACUAUUGCUAAGGAGCUUAAAGAUAUUAAGCAAACAAACCUUAAUAUAGAGAAUUCAGUGGAAUUUCUUUCUCAGCAAAAUGAAGAGCUCCAUAGAAAAAUCAACCAAAUGGAACUACAGUCAACUAAAGACAGAGAGUACAUCCAUAUUCUGGAAGAUAGGCUCGAAGACCUACAGCGCAAUAAUCGCAAAACCUGCUUAGAAAUUAAAAAUGUGCCGAAGAAGCCGCAAGAGAAUAAGAAUGACUUAGUUGACAUGGUAGUAAAUCUAUCUAAGAAUAUUGAUUGCGAAAUUCAGAAAUCUGAAAUCAGAGACGUCUUUCGUGUGCAGGGUAAACGAGACGGACCUAAGAAUACCCCAAUAAUUGUGGAGACCAGCUCUACUAUGAUUAAGACUGGCAUACUUAAAGCAUGUAAAUCCUAUAACAUCAAGAAUAAGGAGAAGUUGCGUGCCAAGGUUCUGAACAUCACCUCCGAGGAAGAGACACCGAUUUUUGUUUCAGAACAACUAACUGCAAAGGGUGCUCGUCUCUAUUUUUUGGCUAGGGAACUGCAUAAAACCAAACAAUAUAAAUUCUGCUGGACAUCUUUUGGCAAGGUCUACGUGAGAAGAGAUGAAAACUCUCCGGUAAUACUUAUAAAUCAUGAGUCACAAAUAACACAAUUGAUGCAAAAAAUAUGA
Hyposmocoma kahamanoa is the source of this 1020-nucleotide messenger RNA. RefSeq lists its product as uncharacterized. The transcript is spliced from 2 exons. The record is from RefSeq and is a predicted model, not a curated record. Lineage: Eukaryota; Metazoa; Arthropoda; Insecta; Lepidoptera; Cosmopterigidae. Bases 1 to 1020 code for a protein of 339 amino acids.